This is a messenger RNA of Helianthus annuus (common sunflower), 1280 nucleotides long. RefSeq lists its product as uncharacterized. The record is from RefSeq and is a predicted model, not a curated record. The coding region runs from base 476 to 1063 and encodes 195 amino acids. The transcript is spliced from 4 exons. NCBI's taxonomy places the organism in Eukaryota, Viridiplantae, Streptophyta, Magnoliopsida, Asterales, Asteraceae.
UGUAACAAACCGAAUUGAUACUAACUGAAUUCUUACCGCGAAGCGCGGGGAAAUCCCACUAGUUGAAAAGAAAACUUAUGCGGAUUCAUACUUGAACCUGAUCAAUACGGUAGUAGUAGGCUAUUCCUUACCCGGUUUCUCCUGAUAUUCGAUCCUACCCGAAACCGGGUAUUAAAAAAACCCAGAUUUGUGCACCUCUGCUACUGCUAGUGGUCAGGGGGGUUUUUGUAUAGCAUUCCGGGCUGGGCAUGAUAACCUUACAGAAGAAGAGGGCGGUGAAAUCCAAGUACGAUGGCCGUCGUCAAUCUCCGGCAGUUGUGCACGGUAACGCUGCAGCUGCCAUUAUAUAUGCAAAACUCUAGGGUUUGGAGAAGACUAUUGAUAUUGUGAGUUUCAUCCACAAGGAAAUGUUUUGGUAGCUGUGGAAUGCAAUGAACUUGGAAUCGGAAUUUGCAUAGAACGGAAUACACUCUCCAUGAAGAUGAAUCGGAACCUUACUAUGGAACUCGAUGACACCAUUUGCAGCAGCUGUUUUUGUAAAGAUCAAAAGUUUCUUCACAAUCACUGGGAAGGAACCAAAGGCCACAAGAUCUGCACCUCAUGUGUCCUCUUUGCAAACAAAAACUCCUUCUGUCCCACCUGUUUUGAUAUCAUUGCUGGUACAGAAGAGCUCAUCGAGUGUGUUGGAUGUAAAUCUAAUACUCAUGUCGAAUGCGUUCUUGAUAAAGACAAGCCCAGCUUGUUUGAGUGCUUAACCUGCAAAAGCCCUAAAAGGCUCGUAUUUGACUUAAAGUUAAAGGAAUUGAAAGGCACGAAGGUGAUGGAUAAGGAAGCAGCGCUUUUGCUCUUGACUGCAGCAAAGAUAGUGAAAAAGUUGAUAUCUAAGGCGCUUGACGAGGCAGUGAAUGCUGCUGCGAAACAUGCAGCAGAUACCAUUUCAGUGAAGAAAAAGGCGUCGGAGGCAGUAGAACGUUUUAUGAAACUUGAAGAUCGUCCAUCUUUGCUUGACCCUCCUCCUGAAACAUCAAGGGAGACUGGAAGGCUGCAAAGGCUCUCUCUUUGAAGGUGGUCAGUUCUACAGCGGGUUAUGUGAGUGAGUCUCAUAAGUAAUGACUUAUUCCUUAAGAUUUUAAAAUGUUAUGUUAUGGUGAAUGCUCGCUUCGUUUAAUGUUUGGAAACUAGAUGUGUUACUUGUGCCUUUUGUUUCAAAACUAGCUUUUGAUUUGAUUGCUUAUUUCAUUUGAAGCUUUGAAUACAUACAUGACUUUGUUAAGGACAAA